This is a messenger RNA of Megalobrama amblycephala (Wuchang bream), 1360 nucleotides long. RefSeq names its product sulfotransferase family 1, cytosolic sulfotransferase 5 (gene sult1st5). The coding region runs from base 29 to 1003 and encodes 324 amino acids. NCBI's taxonomy places the organism in Eukaryota, Metazoa, Chordata, Actinopteri, Cypriniformes, Xenocyprididae. The record is from RefSeq and is a predicted model, not a curated record. The transcript is spliced from 8 exons. Gene Ontology annotation, molecular function: sulfotransferase activity. Gene Ontology annotation, biological process: sulfation. Gene Ontology annotation, cellular component: cytoplasm.
CUACUGCGCAUUUCGUUGCAAAGCAAGAAUGUGUACAAACCAGUAUACCGACUAUAAAACACAUCUCUCACGUGCCCGGUCUGCUUCAGUCCAAAGUUCUCAAGCUAGUUAUAAGGGGAAAAUGGAUGGGACAACACGGGAAGCGUUGUUUCCAAUUCAGGGUAUCCCAUUACCAGAGCGGGUGGUGAAGUACUGGGCAAGAGUGGAACAGUUCCAGGCGUCAAAAGAGGAUUUGCUCAUUGCCACAUAUCCUAAAGCAGGAACUACAUGGACACAGGAAGUAGUGGAUCACAUCCAGAAUGAAGGGGAUGUUGGAAGGUGCAGGCGCGCGCCUACUCAAGAGCGCAUGCCGUUCUUAGAGAUGACCUCUCCAGAUGGUUUAAGUGCUGGUAUAACUAAGCUGGAGGUUAUGGAUCCCCCUCGUGUUAUCAAAACUCAUCUUCCUAUCCAACUUGUGCCUCGUUCUUUCUGGGAGGCUGGUUGCAAGGUUAUAUAUAUGGCCCGUAAUCCGAAAGACACUGUGGUUUCAUAUUAUCAUUUUGACCGCAUGAAUCUUACCCAGCCAGAGCCUGGCACUUGGCAGCAAUAUCUGGAAAAGUUCAUGACAGGGCAAUUGGGUUGGGGAUCCUGGUAUGACCAUGUUAAAGGAUACUGGAGGGAAAGGCAAAACAAGAAAAUCCUUUACAUAUUCUUUGAAGACAUGAAAGAGGACCCUGUUCGUGAAGUAAUCCGCAUUGCUCAAUUCCUUGGAAAGCAGUUAUCGAAAAGUAUGCUAGAUCAUAUUGUGCAAAUGACAGCGUUUUCUGCUAUGCGAGAAAACCCCAUGGCAAACUACUCAACUAUUCCAGACACAAUCUUUGAUCGUACAGCCUCAGAGUUCAUGAGAAAAGGUGAGGUUGGUGACUGGAAGAAUCACUUCAAUGCAGAAGAGGAUGCUGCUUUUGAGGAACAUUACUGCAGAUUAAUGGCUGAUUGUCCUAUUCCAAUACGGUUCACAGUAUGAAAGAUUCAGAUGGAGUGUGUCUGUUUCCUAGCCCAGAAAACAUAAUUACAGUUUCAUAAACGACUAAAUAUUAUUAAUUAUUAAUGUUGAAUAUAUGUAAUCCCAUUUGCUCCUAUUUUUGUGUUUACCUGUAUUUUUUGAUGACCAAGACAAUGUAAUAUUAAUGUAGUGUGAAUGGGUGGUAGCUGUUACUCAUUCAAAGCUCUUGUAUGCAGUGUAAAGUUCAAGUGCCCUCAUGAAAUCAAUGGGACAUACAUGUUAUCUGUAUCCGGAAAUGGAAAUAAUCCUCAACAGAGGGCAGAAGUGUAAUAAAAAAAUAAUAGUUUUCAAAGCUUUGAAUCACAGGAAGAGGCCAAA